This is a messenger RNA of Belonocnema kinseyi, 5649 nucleotides long. RefSeq names its product glutamate [NMDA] receptor subunit 1 (gene Nmdar1). The transcript is spliced from 17 exons. Gene Ontology annotation, biological process: regulation of membrane potential; ionotropic glutamate receptor signaling pathway; monoatomic ion transport. The record is from RefSeq and is a predicted model, not a curated record. Bases 131 to 2989 code for a protein of 952 amino acids. NCBI's taxonomy places the organism in Eukaryota, Metazoa, Arthropoda, Insecta, Hymenoptera, Cynipidae. Gene Ontology annotation, cellular component: NMDA selective glutamate receptor complex; neuron projection; synapse. Gene Ontology annotation, molecular function: NMDA glutamate receptor activity.
GUAUUCGGUAUUUCGAAAGUUUCACGUGUUGUAUUCAGUGUCGCCUAUACAUCGUCAUUACUAAAUAGAAAUGUGACUGCAAGUUUCGCUUUGAAUAAAUUAUCUGGAGAUAUACAGCUCAAAAACAACAAUGGCUCUACGAAAAAUAUCACUUAUUCUAAUUUUUAUAAUACUUCUACAAGAUACUUUUAAUCCCGUAUUUGCUGGUAGACCAUUUUCAAAUCCAGGAAGAUUUAAUAUUGGUGGCGUACUGUCCAAUAAGCAAAGCGAAGCUCAUUUUAAUACAACGAUAGAUCAUUUGAACUUCGACUCCCAAUACGUUAACAAAGGAGUAACGUACUAUCACACAGUAAUCGAAAUGGAUUCCAAUCCAAUACGUACGGCCCUAAAUGUCUGUAAGCGAUUAAUCGCUCAAAGGGUUUAUGCAGUAGUGGUGUCACACCCUUUGACAGGUGAUCUAUCACCCGCAGCCGUGUCUUACACGAGCGGCUUUUAUCACAUUCCAGUGAUUGGCAUCUCGUCUAGGGAUUCUGCUUUCUCAGAUAAAAACAUCCACGUUUCAUUUCUGCGUACGGUGCCUCCAUAUUCACAUCAAGCGGAUGUUUGGGUAGAGCUAUUGAAGCAUUUCAACUAUAUGAAGGUCAUUUUCAUCCACAGUUCAGAUACUGAUGGUCGAGCUUUACUCGGUCGAUUUCAAACAACCUCCCAAAGCCUCGAAGAUGAUGUCGAAAUUAAAGUCAACGUAGAAUCCAUUAUUGAAUUCGAGCCAGGUUUGGAAAGUUUUACCGAUAAACUAACAGAUAUGAUAAAUGCUCAAGCCAGAGUUUGUCUCAUGUAUGCAAGCAAAAAAGAUGCUACAGUGAUAUUCAGGGAUGCUGCAGCUUUAAAUAUGACAGGGGCAGGAUAUGUAUGGAUCGUUACUGAACAAGCAUUAGAGACUCCUAAUGCACCAGAAGGUCUACUUGGAUUAAAAUUAAUUAAUGCUACGGAUGAAAAAACUCAUAUUAAAGACAGUCUUUACGUCCUCGUAUCAGCCCUUCGAGAUAUGAACGAAACGGAAACUAUAACUGAAGCCCCACAUGAUUGUGAUAAUUCUGGAUCUAUUUGGGAAACUGGAAAAAUUCUCUUUGAUUACGUAAGGCGCCAAGUCCUUGAAAAUGGAGCAACAGGAAGAGUUGCUUUUGAUGACAAUGGAGACAGGAUUUUUGCCGAAUAUGAUAUUGUUAAUAUACAGAGUAAUAAUCAGAAAGUCUCAGUUGGACAAUAUUUCUACCACGCUAAUGCGAGCAAAAUGAAAUUGAAAAUUGAUGAAACCAGUAUAAUCUGGCCUGGACAUCUUAAAACUAAACCGGAAGGUUUUAUGAUACCAACUCACUUAAAAGUUUUAACAAUUGAGGAAAAACCAUUUGUAUAUGUUCGAGCUGCACCUGACAAUGAAUGUCAAGCUGAUGAAAUUCCUUGUCCACAUUUCAAUGCAGAAGAAAGCAAAGAUCAUCGAAUGUAUUGUUGCAAAGGAUAUUGCAUGGACUUGUUGAAAGCAUUAUCAAAAUCUAUCAACUUCACCUAUAGUCUUGCAUUAUCUCCAGACGGACUUUUUGGAAGUUAUGCUGUUAAAAAUAGUUCAAUGGGAGGCAAAAAAGAAUGGACUGGUCUAAUAGGUGAAAUAGUAAAUGAACGUGCAGAUAUGAUUGUGGCUCCUCUAACAAUAAAUCCAGAACGUGCUGAAUUUAUAGAGUUUAGUAAACCCUUCAAGUAUCAAGGAAUCACAAUUCUGGAAAAGAAGCCAUCAAGAUCUUCAACUUUGGUAUCCUUCUUGCAACCCUUCAGCAAUACUCUCUGGAUUUUAGUCAUGGUGUCCGUACAUGUUGUGGCUUUAGUUCUUUAUCUUUUGGAUCGAUUUUCGCCAUUUGGGAGAUUUAAAUUAGCAAAUACUGAUGGCACUGAAGAAGAUGCUCUGAAUUUAUCAAGUGCCAUUUGGUUUGCCUGGGGAGUUCUACUAAACAGUGGAAUUGGAGAAGGUACACCACGCAGUUUUUCUGCCCGAGUUUUGGGAAUGGUUUGGGCAGGAUUUGCAAUGAUUAUUGUGGCUUCGUAUACUGCCAAUUUGGCAGCUUUCCUCGUGUUGGAACGUCCUAAAACAAAAUUGAGUGGAAUCAACGAUGCAAGACUGAGAAACACGAUGGAAAAUUUAACAUGUGCCACAGUCAAAGGAUCUGCAGUUGAUAUGUACUUUAGGAGGCAAGUUGAACUUUCUAACAUGUACAGAACAAUGGAAGCUAAUAAUUAUAAUACUGCUGAAGAUGCCAUUCAUGAUGUUAAAAUUGGGAAGCUGAUGGCGUUUAUCUGGGACAGUUCUCGAUUGGAGUUUGAGGCAGCUCAAGAUUGUGAUUUGGUGACUGCUGGAGAAUUGUUUGGAAGGUCCGGCUAUGGUAUUGGCUUACAAAAAGGGUCUCCAUGGGCAGAUUAUGUGACUUUAAACAUAUUAGAUUUCCAUGAAAGUGGCUUCAUGGAAGGUCUCGAUUUAAAAUGGAUUAUGCAAGGGUACCACACGCAAUGCGAUAUUGUUGAAAAAACACCAAAUACCCUCGGUUUAAAAAAUAUGGCAGGUGUUUUCAUAUUAGUACUAGCUGGUAUCUUUGGUGGUAUAUGUCUCAUAAUCAUAGAAAUGUCUUAUAAAAAACAUCAAAUAAAGAAACAGAAGAAACUCGAAAUAGCCAGACAUGCAGCUGAUAAAUGGAGAGGACAAAUAGAGAAACGAAAAUCACUUCGAGCUUCCAUGGCAGCUCAACGCAGCAUUCAAAGUAAUGGAUUAAAUGACCCUGUGACCGUCAGUCUUUCUGUGGAUGCAGUUUCAAGAUCAAAUAUUGGUCCACGAAGUCCUGGAAGAGCCUGGCCAGGUGAUAACGACAUUCGUCAAAGACCUCGUCAAGAUGACAUAAGAUUGUCUCCAGCAGCUUACACCCUCGACGUCUCUCACUUGGUUGUCUAAACUCCAAAUACACUGGGAAUCCCAUUUACGUAACUCCCAUUUAAGUAUGUCCCAUUGAAGUCGCUCUGAAAAUUGAUUCCUUGGCGGUUUCCGGAUGAGAGAAGGCGCGGAGCCGAAAGGAGUGUCUGCUCAGUCAACCGUGACCAACAGCAGGCGGGUCGCACUCUCAGCGCGUUAAUUGCAUCAGGUUACAUCAUGCUUUCCAAUCGAACAGAAAUUGUUCAAACUACCUUACCUGUUUACAUUCGAAGCAAAGGAAUCUUCUGCGUGAUUUAAUUGAAGUCCAUUUAGGACCAGGCCGGAAACCGUACUUAAACGGAAUUCUCAGUGGAAUCAACUGAAUUUUGUUUCCUAUAUUAAAGGAGCGUCCACAUAUUACGCCACGCUAUUUUCAGUGAUUUUUAACUCAUCCCUCCGUUUUGAGAAAUUGAUUCCCUUUUCAGUAAACCCUUCCACAAAAUAUCAUGUGAGACUGAACCUGAUCGCCCUUCAACUUUUAAAUACGAAACAUAAAUGUAAUUUCUUAUAAUCAUGAAUCGAACAAUGAAUAAUGACUAAAAACUGUAUGAUACUAGUAUGAUGACUUUUAAUUUAAUUCUGUAGAAAUUUUUUUUAUUCAAGAAUAUUAAAAUUAUUGAACGAUAAACUUAAAUGACCGAUUUACUUAACAAAUGAGGAGCCGUCUGCAAACACCUUUCUCCCUUUUUAAAGAAUUCUUCCUUCUCCCCGUUUCUCAAGCAAUUGUUCAUGUUUGAAAGUUAAUUUUUAUUGGUUUAGAAGUGUAAUAUUAUAUUUUCGGUACGAAAUUGAUCUCGUUUGGUUCAAAUUCUACUUUUUGAUUGAAAAUCGAAUAAUUUUUGGGGCGAAAAUAUAUAUUAAAGUUUAACUAAAAAUGUAACUAUUCGAUUUUCGAUUUAGAAAAUUAUUCUCUUUGGUUGAUUGUUCAACUCUUGUUGAGAUUGAUUUUUUUCACUGAAAACAUAACUAUUUCAUUUUCAAUUGAAAAUUAAUCUUUUCUGGAUUAAAAGUCUUCUUCUCUGGUAGAAAAUUAAUCUUUUCGGUAAUCUUUUCCUUGCUCCCUUUAGUCUCGCGUAGUAUGUGGACGCUCCCAUAUUAGGGUGGCUCUUAUUUUUCACGUUUUGUCUACAGACCACUUGUCAUCACCUUAUACCUAAUUUCUUUCUCAUUUUACAUUCUUUAUUAGUAUAAUUAAUUAAAUUAAUUUUACUUUUAAGAUUUCAGAAUCCUGGUAAUAAAGUUGAAAACAGGGUUUAAGAUAAAAACUGAAAUAAAAUCUCUAGACCCACUAAAUUAUUACCGACGAUAUUUCUAUAUUUCUAAAAUAAAUGACGGAUAAAAUUAUUACAUAAUAUAAUUAGUGUUAUUUUACAUUGAACUUGUUAAACUUUUUUAUUGCAAAAUUAUUUUUGUUAGCGUACUAGUUUAAUAUUUAUAUACUGUUAUACAUGAAGGGUCCGGAUUUUGAUCCAGUUAUUUGAUCCAGACCAUUAAUUUAGGGGCCAGAUCUAAGAACCGAUUAUAACAUUCUGGCGCUCAGGGUACAGAGACCCCUUACCGCUUAAAUUUAAGCAAUGUACAGGGCCUUUGGGAGGGGGAACUCUAGUCGCUAGAAAGUUAUAACUGGUUCUUUGAUCCGGACACUCAAUUGGGGGCUCAGAUCAAAGAACAGGUUAUAACUUUGUGGCACUCAGAGUGAAGAGACCCUUUACCGCUUGAAUGUAAGCAAAUUCCAGGGCCUUCAAGAGAGGGCCUUCUAGACGCCUAAAAGUUAUUAUGGAUUACUUCAUCCGCCCCCUUAAUUAAGGGCCCAGAUAAAAGAACUAGUUAUAACUUUCUGGCGCUCAUAGUGAAGAGACGCCGUACCACUUCAUUACCGCUUCAAUUUAAGUGAUGCUCAGGGUCUUUAGGAUCACUCUGCGCGCCAGAAAGUUAUAUCCGAUUCUUUAAUCCUGACCCUUAAUUGAGUCCCUGAUUAAAGAACAGGUUAUAAUUUUCUGGCGCUCGAAGUAAAGAGAUUCCUUACCGCUUCAAUUUAAGCACCUUCCAGGGCCUUUGAGAGGCCCCUCUAGAUGCCUGAAAGUUAUUAUGUGUUAUUUCAUCCGCACCCUCAAAGCGCCCAGAUCAAGAACCUGGUUAUAACUUUCUGGCGCUCGGAGUGAAGAGACCCCUUACUGCUUAAAUUUAUGUGAUGUUCAGUGUCUUUCAGGGCACUCUAGGCGCCAGAAAGUUAUAACCGGUUCUUUGAUAGGGACCCUUAAUUGAGGGCCUAGCUUAAAAAACUAGUUAUAACUUUCUGGCGCUCAGAGUGAAGAGACCCCUUUUCGCUUGAAUUUAAGCGCAGUCCAGCGCCUUUUUUCAGGAGGGAGAACAAAUUUUCUUGGCGCCACAUAGUUAAAUCGAUUCUUUGAUUCGCGCUCCAUUUUUGACGACAGAGACUGAGUGUUAAAAAGAAAAAUAUUGUAAUAAUAAUACAAAAGCGGUACACACUGCCAAAAUGGGAGACACCCUUUCUCAAAACAGAAAAUCUAUAUAAAUGUUUAGAUGGAGAUUAAGAUUUUAUUUAAACAAAUGUUGUCUUCUACGCGUUUAGAAAAAGUAACUCGAAUGUUGUACUUUUUCAAAAUUGUUAUAGAUCGAAA